CGUAAUAAAAUCAUACAGAAAAAUCGUGAAAAGAUACUUGAUGCCCGUGAUAAAAUAGCAGAACUGACACGUCCCAUUGGUGAUGUGCGCCAACGUUUGUUGGCAAAAAAGCUGUCUGCUAAUAGUGGACUCAAAUCUCGCGGUGGUUCAAAGAAACUGUAUACAACCGCAUAUCGAAAUGGUGUGUUGAAACCUAAGCCCGGUUUGAAGAGCACACAGCCUUUUUUACGACAACCAGCACAUGUAUCAGCCCGCUUGCCAGACUUAAUAAAUGUUCCUCGGGGCUACGUUGACUAUGAUGAUAUGGAACGUUUGGAAGAAGAGGAAAUGGCUGCCGCAACACGUAUAACUCAAACUGUGAGGAAUCAGUUCUAUAAACCACCAGAAUUGCUUUCAACUCGAACUGUGAACAAUCAGUUCUAUAAACCACCUGAUCGCCACAUGUCCCCAGAAUUACCACCACCACCGCCCAAGGGCAUACUGCGGCCCAGUACACGGCAACUAAGCCCAGACGUUUAUCAACGCCGUUAUGUGCCAGAGCUACCAUCACAUCUAUCUUAUGAGAUGCGUUCACGUUUGGAACGUGCUCCUGAUCCGCAUGCCUCCAUGGGAAUAUUUUCCAAUCCAUUGAAGUCAUCAUCCUCAUCAGGUUACCGUAUCGUAGUCAGUAAUUUGCACAGCAGCGUAACUCAGUCAGAUAUUCAGGAACUUUUUGAGGAUAUUGGUCCUUUAUACGAUUCGCGUUUAGUGCGGCCCGGUGUUGCUGAAGUUAUAUACAAAUCAUUAACGGAUGCAGAAAAGGCGGUAGAUACUUAUCACAAUCGUCAACUAGAUGGCCAGCCAAUGAAAUGCCUACUAGUAAACCCCCGAGCUUCCAACAAGCCCACCGCACCUGCAUUGCCCACAAGCUCAAGUUCUCGCGGCCCUUCAGGAAAGACACCAUUGGAAAUUGAUAUCGACGCAUUGCACAAGGUGCUCUUCCAACGUCAUUAGCAUUAUCCUUACAAAUAAUAUGAAAAUAAGUAAAAUACAGUGAGCAUAAUUGGAUGUGGUUCAAAGGGGCAGCAGUAUUCAAUUGAAAAUGUGCUGAAUAUAGAUGCAAAUGUUUUGGGCCAGCUUGCAGAUAAGACAAACACCUAAAUAUCAAUAUCUAAAUGGAUGUAUCAGUAAACUUGAUUAUUAUUACAUAUAUAUGUA
Molecule: messenger RNA, 1197 nt
Organism: Rhagoletis pomonella (apple maggot)
Lineage: Eukaryota; Metazoa; Arthropoda; Insecta; Diptera; Tephritidae
Product: polymerase delta-interacting protein 3-like
Biological process (GO): mRNA export from nucleus
Cellular component (GO): nucleus
Molecular function (GO): mRNA binding
Source: RefSeq, a predicted model, not a curated record